Molecule: messenger RNA, 2038 nt
Organism: Argentina anserina (silverweed cinquefoil)
Lineage: Eukaryota; Viridiplantae; Streptophyta; Magnoliopsida; Rosales; Rosaceae
Product: BTB/POZ domain-containing protein At2g24240-like
Exons: 2
Coding region: 343-1671 (442 amino acids)
Biological process (GO): protein homooligomerization
Molecular function (GO): protein binding
Source: RefSeq, a predicted model, not a curated record
AGGUUGAACCUUUAUUUCUCCUCGUUGGCUAUAAACAUGAAAAAUUAGAGCCAAAGUAGGAGCGAUGUUUGAACUCUAAACCGCUCCAGUUCUUCAACUCCUUCACCAAAUCCCGCAAAUUUAGAAACCCAUUUAUCACAACUUGUUCUCUUCAUAACCCAGAUCGUCAUUUCUGUCAAAUCCAUCAAAUUCUCCCAUCAUCUUUGAUCAAAGUCCACCUGGUCUCCCAUGGUGUUCUGUUUCUUCUUCUUCAUACCUCAGACUUCUGUCUCCAAAUAAACACACAGGAUCAUGUAUUGACUCAUUUUCCAGCUCAAAAUCCUUCUGCGCUUCUCAAAUUCAAUGACGGGAUACCAGAAAAACCGCGUGAGAUUGAACGUAGGAGGCAGAAUCUUCGAGACAACCGCCACAACUCUCGCCAAUGCCGGCCGGAAUUCCCUCUUCGGCGCCAUGUUCGACGACAGCUGGAAUCUCCAAUCCGAUAACACCAACGAGUACUUCAUCGACCGCAACCCCGAUUGCUUUGCGGUCCUCCUUGAUCUUCUCAGAAGCAAUGAACUCUGUGUCCCUGCAAAUAUGUCCGAAAAGCUCUUGUAUAGAGAAGCCUUGUAUUACGGCGUGUUAGACCACGUCCGGUCCGCGAAAUGGGGACCGUUCGAUGGCAACAGGCUGUGGCUCUCUAGAACCGUCGCCGGUCAAGCUCCCGGCGACGGGACCGCCAUACGGGCCGGCCCGGAUGGCGGCUGCUGCGUGGCUCAUGGUUGUAUGGUUCAUGUGUAUGAUUGGAUGUUGGAUGAGCAUCCUCCUAUUAAUCUUGACUAUCAGACAGUCAAUGACGUUGGGUGGCUGGACUCUGAGAACAUAGUUGUGAGUGUUUGUGAGAGGAUGGGCCGCGGCGACGGCGGAAUUGGGCUGUUCAGCUCGUCAAGCGGUGAGCUGAGGGACAAGUUUCAGGUGAGUCACGAGAAUCAAGUGAAGAGCUUCACUGCUGGAGCCUUGAGUUUCAGCUCGGAUUAUAAGAUAUAUUCGAGCUGUAAAGGGAGGAGUAAUGAGUAUGGGAUUGGAGUUUGGGAUCAGAUAACUGGGAAGCAGACUGACUUCUUCUACGAGCCGCUGGGGUGGUCUCUUGGUGAUGCAGACAAGCUGCAAUGGCUGAAUGGGAGUAACUGUUUGCUGGUGGCUACUUUGUUUCCUAGGAACGACAACUGUUACAUUAGUUUGUUGGAUUUUCGGGAGAAGAAGAUGGUGUGGUCUUGGUCCGAUAUGGGAGCUCCGAUAACGUCGGAUGAGAAGAGGGUUAGGGAUGCCAUAGCUAUGGAAGAGAGCAAUGCAAUCUGUGUUGUGAAUGAGUAUGAGGAUUUGGGGUUUAUUGAUAUCAGAAAUUCUGGGGGAAGUGUGAGGUGGAGCUCAAGGAGUAAGCUCAUGAAGGGGAAAAUGCCUGAUGAGCCUUGCUACCCUAAGCUUGCAUUACAUGAAGGGCAACUGUUUUCGUCCAUGAAUGAUUCGAUUUCAGUGUUCUGUGGACCUGAUUGGGUUUUGACAUCAAGGCUCCGAAGAAGCUAUGGAGGUUCCAUCUGCGAUUUCUCGAUUGGAGGGGAUCGGCUUUUCGCUCUUCAUAGCGAGGAGAAUGUGUUUGACAUAUGGGAGACUCCGCCUUCGCCAAUUAUAUGAUACUUCAUCAGCUUAUAGUUUCCUUGUUCUCGAGUGUUCUUUCAUUUCUGACAUACACAAUACAUAGUUUUGCCAGUAAUGUUUAAAGUUUAGACUAUAGGGAUGUUGAAGAAAUAGUAGGCUUGGUUAACUUGCAAAAUUCUGAUGGUGUAUAGGGUUUGCUGAAUGCAGAGUAUGAAAGUGUUAGCUUUAACUACUAAAGCUUUAGAAAUGAAAUUUGAAUGCUUAUCUACAACUAGGUUUAUCUUCCACUCUUUUGAUUUUACUUUUGGGAAGAACCUCUCUUUUCUUUUCUUUCCCUCUUUUGCAUGUGAUCAGUUGCAACCGCUAUGAUGGAUGUAUAUAUGAACAGCAGCGCUUUGCAUAA